Molecule: messenger RNA, 1464 nt
Organism: Lagenorhynchus albirostris (white-beaked dolphin)
Lineage: Eukaryota; Metazoa; Chordata; Mammalia; Artiodactyla; Delphinidae
Gene: NEIL2
Product: nei like DNA glycosylase 2
Exons: 5
Coding region: 135-1169 (344 amino acids)
Biological process (GO): base-excision repair
Cellular component (GO): nucleus
Molecular function (GO): DNA N-glycosylase activity; zinc ion binding; damaged DNA binding
Source: RefSeq, a predicted model, not a curated record
ACGACAGAGUCAAGCGCGCACCCCGGGAGCAAGCCGCGCGCACACGGGGCGCCGGGUGUUCCACGGCCCGCGCGGAGGCGGUCUGCGGGCCUCGCAGGCGCUGGGGUCCCGGCGUCUGCGGGCGGGGAGCCGGGAUGCCGGAGGGGCCGUCUGUGAGGAAGUUUCACCAUCUGGUCUCUCCCUUCGUGGGGCAGCAGGUGGUCAAGACAGGGGGCAGCAGUAAGAAGCUGAACCCUGCGGGCUUCCAGUCCCUGUGGCUGCAGGACACCCAGGUCCAUGGAAAGAAAUUAUUCCUUAGAUUUGAUCCAGAUGAAGAAAUCGUGUCCCCUGGCAACAACCCACUGUCAGAGCCUCUACAAAAAGAGUGGAAGGAAGAGGCCGGGCACCACCAGGAAAUCUCUGAGCAGUCCUCCCGGUCCCCAGGAGGAGAUGAUGCUGUCCCCAGUGGAGGUGAUGGUCUGCGGUGUUUGUGGGGAGACACCCCUGCAGGAGGUGCUGAGAGGUGGCUGCAGGUCAGCUUUGGCUUGUUUGGCAGCGUCUGGGGGAACGAGUUCUCCAGAGCGAAGAAAGCAAACAAGAGGGGUGACUGGAGGGACCCUGUUCCAAGGCUGGUCCUGCACUUCGGCGGGGGCGGCUUCUUGGCCUUCUAUAACUGUCAGAUGGUGUGGAGCUCCUCUUGCCCGGUGGUCAGACCCACCUCUGACAUCUUGUCGGAAAAGUUCCAUCGAGGACAGGCCCUGGAAGCUCUGGGCCGGGAGCAGCCCGUCUGCUAUACGCUGUUGGACCAGAGAUACUUCUCAGGCUUAGGGAACAUCAUUAAGAACGAGGUCCUGUUCAGAGCUGGGAUCCACCCGCUUUCUCCCGGCUCACUCCUGGGUCUUCCGCGCCUCGAGGCCCUGGUGGACCACGUGGUGGCCUUCAGUGCAGGCUGGCUGCGGGGCAAGUUCCAGGGCAGACAGCAGCACACGCAGAUCUACCAGAAGGAGUGGUGCCCUGCUGGGCACCAGGUUGUGAAGGAGGCACUGGGACCUCCAGGGGGCUUCCAGAGGCUCACGUGGUGGUGUCCCCAGUGUCAGCCCAGGUUGUCGCUGGACGAGCCAGAGCAGGUGGCACCCUCCUCGGGUGCUCGGGCCCCUUCUACGCAGAGCCUUGCCCUUGAGGGACCGUGAUGCCUGAGUGUCGCACAGGGGUUGUGGGCAGGGUUUGGGACUGGGGACAGGAAUUGGGGGAGUGGGGUCGGGAUGCCAGUGCUGUUGGUGUUCAUCUCACCGGAGUUCAGGCUGAGGCAGUUUCCACAGGGUCCGAUUUUGUUCUUUUCUAGUUCUGGUUAAUUCUUCCUAUCUAAUCCCACCACUGUCGACAGAUGAGGCAAAUCGCGAUGGCAGUUAAGGGGAAACCUCCCGGAGUGAGAGUGGGGCAGCGAAAACGAGAGCCAGUGGAAGAGAGCUGUGCCAGCAUCGCUUU